This is a messenger RNA of Larimichthys crocea (large yellow croaker), 2364 nucleotides long. It is a transcript of the gene spns1, whose product is annotated as SPNS lysolipid transporter 1, lysophospholipid. Gene Ontology annotation, biological process: transmembrane transport. Gene Ontology annotation, molecular function: transmembrane transporter activity. The transcript has 13 exons. Lineage: Eukaryota; Metazoa; Chordata; Actinopteri; Sciaenidae. Gene Ontology annotation, cellular component: membrane. The coding region runs from base 148 to 1671 and encodes 507 amino acids. The record is from RefSeq and is a predicted model, not a curated record.
GGAAACAUUCGGGAAACGUUUGAGUCCAGCGCCUUUCCGGUAAACACGCAGUGAACGGUCGGUAUGGACUGAGCGACGGUAAACCGACCGGAAGGAACAACAACAACAACAACAACAACAGCCUGACUCAUCCUCCGAGCGGCAGCCAUGUCUCUGGCCGAGCCCACGUCGGACUCGACGCCGUUCUUCUCCGAUGAGAGCGAGGCGGAGGGUUCGGAGGAGCAGGGCGGAGCGGCGGCGGCUCAGCAGCAGCGGGAGGAGUCGGCCAGCGGCGUGUCGAAGGUCCGAGCCCUGCUGACCGUCUUUAUCCUCUGUUACAUCAACCUGCUCAACUACAUGGACAGGUUCACUGUGGCAGGUGUUCUCCCCGACAUCGAGCAUUACUUCAGGAUCGAUGACGGGAGGUCCGGUUUACUGCAAACAGUCUUCAUCUGCAGCUACAUGUUUCUGGCUCCGGUCUUUGGUUACCUUGGCGACAGGUACAACAGGAAGUACAUCAUGCUGGGCGGGAUCACCUUCUGGUCUGCGGUGACACUCGCCAGCUCCUACACGCCCAAAAAGCAUUUCUGGCUCCUCCUGUUGACUCGCGGUCUGGUUGGAGUCGGGGAGGCGAGUUACUCCACCAUCGCUCCGACGAUCAUCGCCGACCUGUACGUGAAGGGGAAGAGGACCAACAUGCUGUCCAUCUUUUAUUUUGCCAUCCCGGUCGGCAGCGGUCUCGGAUACAUCGCCGGCUCUCAAGUCGGGAAACUGGCAGCAGACUGGCACUGGGCUCUGCGGGUCACUCCGGGUCUGGGUCUCAUCGCGGUUCUGCUGCUGCUCUUUGUGGUCCAGGAGCCCAGAAGAGGAGCCAUCGAGGCUCGACCCGAACAUCACCUGACCCAGACGAGCUGGCUGUCGGACCUGCUGGCUCUGAGCAAGAACUACAGCUUCGUGUUGUCGACCUUCGGCUUCACGGCGGUGGCGUUCGUCACCGGCUCUCUGGCUCUUUGGGCUCCGACGUUCCUGUACAGAGCGGCCGUGGUCACCGGAGAGCGAGCGCCAUGCGUGGAGGACAACUGUGCCGCCACAGAGAGUCUGAUUUUCGGCGCCAUCACCUGCAUCACGGGCUUCCUGGGCGUGGCCAUGGGCGUGGCGGUGAGUCGGAAGCUGAGGACGAGGACGCCGAGAGCCGACCCGCUGGUCUGCGCCUCCGGGCUGCUCCUCUCAGCUCCUUUCCUCUACCUGGCCAUCGUGUUCGCUCAGACCAGCACCAUCGCCACAUACACCUUCAUCUUCCUCGGAGAGUUGUUCCUGUCCAUGAACUGGGCCAUCGUGGCCGACAUCCUGCUGUACGUCGUCGUUCCAACUCGUCGCUCCACGGCCGAGGCUCUGCAGAUCGUCAUCUCACAUCUACUGGGAGACGCAGGAAGUCCGUACCUGAUAGGAGUGGUGUCGGACAGUCUCCGGAGGACGGACUCGUUUCUUUGGGAGUUUCGCUCUCUGCAGCUCUCUCUGCUGCUCUGCUCCUUCGUUGCCGUGAUCGGCGGAGGUUUCUUCCUCGCCACCGCCCUCUUCAUCGAAACAGACCGCCAACGUGCCGAGAACUACGUCCCGACAGAUGACGAGCCCAUCGUCGUCCCGAAAAGCGGCCGGUCCACCAGAGUCCCGGUGUCCAGCGUGCUGAUCUGAAGACAGAACCUGACGGAGGUUCAGCCCGGUCCAGUUCACACCUGUGGUUAUUUUAGUUCAUUCUUUUGGGACUGUAAAAUCUGCCAUGCAGAGAAGUUUUACGUUGGGUUUGUUUUUAAAUUUAACUUUUUAUAUUUUGACCACGCCCGGGAGCACGGCGCCAUCUCGGAAGAACUUUUCUGCAUUUUGUGUCCAGAUCAGAGUCGACGCUCAUCAGAGAGCGGACAGUAACGAGCACUAGAGACUCUGAGGAGGACCGGAGCGAGAUCACAGACCUGACUGUCAUGAAUACGUGAUCCACGGCUUCCAAACCUCGAUUUUAUAUUCAGGCCCAGCUUUAUUAUUCACUUUUCAUAACCAUGUAUUUGUAUAUGUUUGAACGAGUUUUAAUUAUAACGCUAACUUACCUGCAGUCGUGCACGAACCAGAAAACCUCGAUCCAAAAUGUCGGUUUCUUUUUUUAUUCGUGUUCAUCUUUUAAAACCUUUUAAUCCAGUUUUAGUUUCAAAUCUUUGAUUUUCUGGUUUUCUCCGUGUCGUGGAUCACUUCAGUUUCUGUAACCGAGCGGAGAAACUGGUUUGUCUCCGAACACGAGCUGCAGAAAUAACGCCAAUGUUAUUUAAGAAUUAAAAUGAGCUUUUAAAUGAUUGUUAAUAAUCUUUUUUGUGAAUUAUUAAACGAGAAUUAACUUGU